AUGCCUGAUUCUGAUGUAUCUACUGGUUCGGAUGAUCAAGUCACUUCUGGACUUGAUGCACAAACUCGACAAGAGUAUCUUCCCUUUGCUGCCUCCAUCAAACUUGAUGGAAUUAACUAUCUCAUGUGGUCCAGAUCAGCCUAUCUCAUUAUUGCUGGCCAUGGUCUCACUGGCCACAUUACUGGUACUUCAGUAAAACCUUCUACUGUAGGUCCUCUACAGACUCGAUGGAUCUCUAAUGACUCUCAGGUCAUGGCCUUUCUUCUGAAUUCCAUGAACCAAGAUCUUGCCAAUGGCUAUUUACUUCUAGAGAAUGCUGCCCUGAUAUGGAUGGCUCCCAAAGAAACUUAUGGACGGAUUGGUAACGAUGCUCAGGUUUAUGAAUUACGAAAAAAAAUUCAUGAAACCACUCAGAUGGACCUCUCUACUUCCAAGUAUUAUGCUCUCCUACGAAGUCUAUGGCAACAGCUGGAUCAUUACACUGAUUACCAGCCCACUAAUCCUACUGAUAUUGCUGCCUAUCGCAAGCAUGUAGAUAAAAUCAGAGUAUAUGACUUCCUUGCAGGACUAAAUAUGGAAUAUGAUCAGAUUCGGGUCCAGGUACUCAGCAGGAUCGCUUUUCCUACUUGGGAACAGUCCUAUGCCUUAGUACAUACUGAAGAAAGCAGACGGACUGCUAUGUUACACACUCCCACCAGUGAUCGAUCAGCUCUAAAAACUGCUGCCACUGCUGUUCCUACAUCUGAUGGGCUUUCCACUACUAGUGACUCUUCUAAAGUAACCGUGAAGUGUGAACAUUGUAAUAGGCCUUAUCAUACCAAGGCUCCUUGUUGGAAACUCCAGGGUAAAUCGGCUGACUUUGAAGCUAAACGUGCUGCCCGGAAGUCGAAAAACAAAGCCAAUCAUACUGAGGUUGUCACUACUACUCCUACUACUGACAUUG
Messenger RNA from Telopea speciosissima, 943 nucleotides. RefSeq lists its product as uncharacterized. The transcript has a single exon. The annotation marks the transcript as partial. Lineage: Eukaryota; Viridiplantae; Streptophyta; Magnoliopsida; Proteales; Proteaceae. The record is from RefSeq and is a predicted model, not a curated record.